AUGGCGUUUCCCCCGAUUCUCCUCCGAGAAUUUCAAACGGCAACAAUAAGCGACUUCAUCCCGGGAAAACUUGCUACAGAGUACCAGGCACGUAUUUCGAUACUUUGUAUCCAAUUGGAGUCCCUUGCUCAUGCCAUCCUAUCAAAGGACGACAAACAAUACAAUGUUCAUUUCCACUUCCAUGAUGGUCUCUGCGAAGGCAAAGCUUUGCCUCUGCUUUGGGACAAUGGAGCAUAUUUCGAUUCGGACUGUUUAAAAGAUAACAAGCUACAUCUAUACGCACAUUUUGAGAGAAAGGAUGGCAGGAACUCGUUAUUGAACACCCCAGCAACAAGCGCAGCGCCCUCAUCCAGCAGAUUGCCUACAGAGGCACCGUCCCAAUCCAUAGCGCGUUCCAGCGCAGCCACGGAGUUGAACAGAGUCGGAACAUCAGGAGGUGUACGUGGGUCAUCAUCAAGACAGUCCCAGGUUGCUCUUUCAAUCCCACGAAGAGAGAGGCGAGCGAAUGCACAUGACCUCUCCGAUACCGAUUCGGACGCUUCUGAUGAGACUAAUUUCCUCUUGAGUCCUAGUGACUCCGGUAGAUUGAGUGACAGCGAAGAGGGACGUGAAGGCCCUUUACAGACACCACAGCCACUACCUGCUACUACAACGGCUAUCCAACAUGCUGCCGACUUUGAAGAAGCCUGCUUAACGAACGCACCGAAAGGAAAGUACGGCCACAAAGAUAACUGGAAGGACAUCGACCAAAAGUAUAAGGACAAAAUUGCGCACGCGAAACUGAUUAAAGGCACAUACGGUGUGGUUUCAGCUAAACCUUGUGACAGAUGUGCAGAGAAAGGGGUGACUUGCCGUGUAUACCACCCAGACUUGCAGGGUACUCGACCACAGGAGGCUCUUGUGGAGAAUGCCGAUUACGUAGUAUGCCGUGCGAUCUGA
Molecule: messenger RNA, 939 nt
Organism: Parastagonospora nodorum SN15
Lineage: Eukaryota; Fungi; Ascomycota; Dothideomycetes; Pleosporales; Phaeosphaeriaceae
Exons: 2
Coding region: 1-939 (312 amino acids)
Source: RefSeq, a predicted model, not a curated record